Messenger RNA from Microplitis demolitor, 4676 nucleotides. RefSeq lists its product as uncharacterized. Bases 2094 to 4529 code for a protein of 811 amino acids. Lineage: Eukaryota; Metazoa; Arthropoda; Insecta; Hymenoptera; Braconidae. The record is from RefSeq and is a predicted model, not a curated record. The transcript is spliced from 11 exons.
AGAACGCUCAUGCUAUCGACAUUACUAUCUAGAGUAUAAGACAUCAAAUUAUCAAUCCCUGUGGUCUUAUAAAAGUAUUGUUUUAUCUACUGUCUGACAAAUCACGGUUUUAUACAAAAAAAAUGAUAUAAUUUUACUUGAAACGUCGGAAUUUGAAUCAUAGUAAAUUUAGUGUGGCUGCAAGACAAGCGCUUUGAUCGAUUGUGGUAUUUGUUGUUGAUUGAAAAAAAUAUAUGAAAAAAAAAUCAAAAAUGAAGAGUAAAAUUUUUUUAAAAGUUAUCAUAGUAAUUCAAGUAAACUUUCUAGCUGCUUAUAAUUUAACAAAUAUUUGUGAACAUGAAAAACGUCUUCAGUGCGCAAUUUAUGGAUCCAAAUGUCACCCUCAUUCGUUACAACCAUGCUGUCAACCGAAUAAUGUCUGCAAAAAACAAGGAUGGGGAGCCUAUAGCGAUACUUAUUUUUGUCGUUAUUCAGGAAAGCUGAAAGAAUUUUGUCAACGCAAUUCAGAUUGCUUAGAAAUUGAUUUCGCCGAAUGCUCUGUUAACAAAAUAUGUGAGUGUCAGGAUAAUUAUAUUGAAGUGGCGGGUAAAAUAUGUGCGCCUCUUUUGGGUGGAUUUUGCAUAAAAGAUACUGACUGUGUGCCCACUUAUUCUGCAUGCAUUAGUAAUAAAUGCACAUGUCUACAUAGAUUUAUGUCUCAAUCGAUUUAUCGAUGUAUUCCAACUCCAUUGGGACUGCCAUGUGAAAAUACUAAAGAUUGUCAACCGAGGGAACAUAUAAUUUGUUCUUCUGAUAAAGUAUGUUCUUGUAGAGAAAAUUAUGUCAUAAGAAAUGGUGCAACAUGUGCACCACUUUUGAAAGAAUAUUGUUGGAAUGAUGAAAAUUGUGUGCCCGAUCAUUCUAUUUGUAUCAAUAGUACAUGUAUAUGCAAACCUAAUUACUCUUCAAUAUCUAAUUACAAAUGUAUACUGAAUUAGUAAAAUAACUUAUAUUGGUAUUAAAAUUUAUAGCCUAAAACUAGAACUGAUACUAGAGAUUAGUUUUAUGCCGAAAUACAAAUCAAGGGUAUGCCAUAUUUUAAGUUUUUGUUAUAUUUCUAAAAAAUCUGUUUCUUGCAUUAUUUUUGAAAAAAAUUUUUUCUACACUUCUAUGAAAAAUGAGUACAUUACACUCCAAGGGAGGAAAACAUGGAAUUCAAAUCCACGUGGGUAAUUGCUUAACUGAGCCGAAGGCGAUCUGCAUCUGAAAGUUUAAACUUUUGCCUCCGUUUUUCGGAAAGAAUGGCGUAUGCCCGAAUUUUUGUCAUUUAUACUUUCAUUUUAAAUAAGCGACUUUCUUCCGUCUAAACAGGUCAAGAAUUUAAACUUUCAGUGCGGGUAUGAUGGAAAAUCAUUUUUUGAAUCAUCUUUCCAUGAAAAAUAAAAUUCCCAAUUGAAAAUAGUUACAAACCAUUAUUUUCAUUAUAUAAAAUCAAAAUCAGUGAAGAAAAAAUAUUAGACUGAAGUUCUUUUCGUAACUUUUUCGAAGUAUCCUAUUAUGUCCCGAAAAAAAUAGCUAAAUUGAAAUUAUUGUAACAUGAUAACAAGUUCAUGAACAAUUAGAUAUAAGCAAAAAUGAACAUAAUAUAACUUAUUUAAUAUGCACCAUUUAUUCAUUUGAAUUUACAUUGAUUACGUAACACACGAGGCGUUAUUAUGAAUUAUGCAGUAUCAUUUCAAUUUAUUGCGCGUGUUAGAGCCUUGCACCUUGAUAAGUUGUCUGUGUUAUCUACUCAAUCAUUUUCUAUCCGCUCUUCAGAUUGUGACAUUGAAAAUAUAGAAAAAAAAAAUCUAUAAAUUAUAAAUAAUUAUAGUUAACAAGUGGUAUUUAGAUAAUCAUGUCUGAGAGUCAUAAUAAUAUUUACUUUAUUAGAAACAAGGAACUAUAGACAUAAUCUGACUUGUCAUUGACGCGGAAGCAUAAAACUACUUCAAUUAAAAGUUCCAUAGCAUACAGUUGUUAGUUUUUGUUAGUGAUCUGUGCAUUGCAUUAUUAGCUGUAAUAAAUAAAAUUUUUUAACAAUACGUAUAACUUGAGAAAAUUUUAAAUUAAAAAUGGCCCAACCUGAGUGGCUGACAGCGCGAUUUUUGGAACGCGUACUACGAAAUGCAGAUAAAGAUGAUUCGAUUUCGGUAACUGAAAUUUCAGUGACAAAUGCAACUAAUAAAGGUGACAAUUACACAAGUGAUAUGUUCCGGGUUACUUUUGAAUUAAUUCGCAAUGAAACCGGUAUGAGAAUUUCGAAGAAAAAUUCGAUUAUUGUAAAAGCUGCUCUUAGUUCUGAAGGAAUCCACAAAGAUCUAAUCGAGGAUGCCAAAAUAUUUGAAAAUGAAAUAAAAAUGAUGACAUCGACCUUGAAAGAUAUGGAAUCAGUGUUGAAGGAUACUAAACUUGGGGGACGAUGUUAUUAUGCUCAGCUUAAAGAUCCUACGUUAUUAGUAAUCGAAGAUUUGGCGCCAUUAGGUUUUCGUAUGGCCGAUCGUCAACUUGGUCUUGACCUUCAACACUGCACUCUGGCGUUACAGCGAUUGGCUAAAUUUCAUGCAAGUUCCGUGCUGGUUUGUGAAAAUAAGCCUAAGUACAAAAAAGAUCAUAGCAAAGGAAUGUUUUCUAGUGACUUUCCACCCGACGCUGCUAAAUUUUUUACGGAUUCAAUAAAUUCUAUGGUAAAAGCAGCUGAAACAUGGUCAGAAUUGAGUGUAGAAUGCAGAGAAAAAUUAAGAAAGUUGUCGAAUACUCUUUUUCCUAAAGCAUGUGAAAUAGCUAAACUCAAUGAAUCGGAAUUCAAUGUAUUAAACCAUGGCGAUUACUGGGUCAAUAAUAUGUUGUUCAAAUACAACGACAGAGGGAAUGUUGUGGAUCAUGUUUUUGUUGAUUUUCAAAUGUGCAAUUACGGGACCCCUGCUAUAGAUCUUCAGUAUUUCUUUAAUACAAGUGCUUCUGAAGAAGUGUUGGCACUUCAUAAAGAUUCUCUAUUUGAUGAAUAUGUAAAAGUUCUUUCUACGACAAUGAAAAAUAUCGGAUGCAAAACUUGCCCUCCUAGUCUCAGUUACAUAAAAAAUAUAUUUAGUGAACUCGAAAUUAUUGGUUUAGUAGUAGCCUGCACAGCUCUUCCAAUCAUGAUGACUGAUAAGAGUCAAGCGAAAGAUCAUGAAGAAUUGGUGAAUACGAGUGCUGCUGAUUUCAAUGCAGAUGCUUACAAAAACAAAGCUUAUCAAUUAAAAAUAGUACCACGGCUUCUGGAAUGGAAUGCUCGUGGAAUACUGGAUCAAAUGACUCCGCCAGCGUGGAUAACUGCACAAUUUAUAGAAAACGUACUGAAAAAUGCAGAUAAAAAUGAUUCAAUUUCAGUUAACAAUAUUUUGGUAAAUAUUGCGACUAAGAAAGGUGAUAAUUAUACUAGUGACAUGUACCGUGUUAAUUUUGAAUCAACGCGAAUUGAAGCUGGCAGAAAAAUACACAGAAAAAGUUCACUUAUUGUAAAAGUUGCUUUUACUACUGAACAAAUACACAAAGAAUUAAUCGAGGAUGCCAAUAUAUGUGACAACGAAAUAAAUAUGAUGACGUUAACUUUGAAAGAAAUGGAAUCAGCACUAAAAGACACGAAAUUGUGCGGCCGAUGUUAUUAUACUCAAGAAAAAAAUCCCCCGAUUUUAGUUCUUGAAGAUUUGGCGCCCUUGGGAUUUAUCAUGGUUGAUCGGCAAGCACGUCUUGAUCUCCAACACUCGACUCUGGCGAUACGCAGAUUAGCUAAGUUUCAUGCAAGCUCUGUCCUGGUUUGUGAAAAUAAACCUAAAUAUAAAGAUUUCUAUACCAGAGGAAUGUUUUCUGUUGGUUUUCCGCCUGAAUUAGAAAAAUUUUUCACGAAUGGAACGAAAGCUAUUGCUAAAGUAGCAGAGUCCUGGCCAGAAUUGAGUAAUGAUUGCAAAGAAAAACUUAGAAAAUUGGGAGAUAGGGGUUAUUUAAAAGCAUGUGAAAUAGGAAAUUUGAGGGAAUCUGAAUUCAAUGUAAUAAAUCACGGCGACUAUUGGAUAAACAAUAUGCUGUUCAAAUACGAUGACAAAGGCAAUGUAAUCGACCAUAUUUUUGUUGAUUUUCAACUUUGUGUUUACGGAACGCCUGCAUUAGAUCUUCAGUAUUUUUUCAAUACGAGUCCUUCUGAAGAAGUAUUGAUAUUUCAUAAAAAUUAUCUUAUUGAAGAAUACGUUAAAAUUCUUUCUACGACAAUGAUAAAUAUUGGGUGUAAAACUUGUCCUCCUAGUCUUGAUUAUAUACAGAAAGUCUUGAAGGAGAGAAAUUUCAUUGGUUUCGUAGUAUCCAGUGUUUGCCUCCCGCUCAUACUAAUUGAUAAGAGCCAGGCACAAGGUCUCGAUGAAAUAAUGAGCAGCGACGAAGCUGAAUUUAAUCCUAAUGCAUAUAAAAAUGAAGCUUAUAAAAAAAUAAUGAUACGGAGGCUCCAAGAGUGGACUGCUCUCGGAUUAUUCGAUUAAUAAUCAUACGAAUAUUUGAUUAUAUGCUGCAACAACCAAUGCUAAAGAUAUCGUCACUUUACCUACAAAAAAAAAUUAUGCAAUUAUUUAGCUUUAGAAUUAAUUGGCAUUAUAAAAAAUUUUAAAAUAAAAUCAUUUAAAAUCAUA